Molecule: messenger RNA, 14263 nt
Organism: Alexandromys fortis (reed vole)
Lineage: Eukaryota; Metazoa; Chordata; Mammalia; Rodentia; Cricetidae
Gene: Hipk2
Product: homeodomain interacting protein kinase 2
Exons: 15
Coding region: 141-3731 (1196 amino acids)
Biological process (GO): positive regulation of transcription by RNA polymerase II; peptidyl-threonine phosphorylation; peptidyl-serine phosphorylation
Cellular component (GO): cytoplasm; PML body; nucleus
Molecular function (GO): ATP binding; SMAD binding; transcription corepressor activity
Source: RefSeq, a predicted model, not a curated record
UGCGGGCGCUGGCGGCCUGGGCUGAGCCGAGAGCGGAGACACAGGCUCAAGAUGGCAGAUUCCCACUGAGGCUGAGGGGGCCGAGCUCGCGCGCCGCGUUCCCUUCUCCGUUGCCAUGAACCGCGGACACCCCGGCCCCGAUGGCCCCCGUGUACGAAGGUAUGGCCUCACAUGUGCAAGUUUUCUCCCCUCACACCCUUCAAUCAAGUGCCUUCUGUAGUGUGAAGAAACUGAAAGUAGAGCCAAGUUCCAACUGGGACAUGACUGGGUACGGCUCCCAUAGCAAAGCGUACAGCCAGAGCAAGAACAUACCACCUUCUCAGCCAGCCUCCACAACCGUCAGCACCUCCUUGCCAAUCCCAAACCCAAGCCUACCUUACGAGCAGACCAUCAUCUUCCCAGGAAGUACUGGACACAUAGUUGUAACAUCAGCAAGUAGCACUUCUGUCACCGGGCAAGUCCUCGGCGGACCACAUAACCUAAUGCGUCGAAGCACUGUGAGCCUCCUUGACACCUACCAAAAAUGUGGACUCAAGCGAAAGAGUGAGGAGAUUGAGAACACAAGCAGCGUGCAGAUCAUUGAAGAGCAUCCACCCAUGAUUCAGAAUAAUGCCAGCGGGGCCACUGUAGCUACUGCCACCACAUCCACUGCCACCUCCAAAAACAGUGGCUCCAACAGCGAAGGCGACUAUCAGCUGGUACAGCAUGAAGUGCUGUGUUCCAUGACCAACACCUAUGAGGUUUUAGAGUUUUUGGGCAGAGGAACAUUUGGGCAAGUGGUCAAGUGCUGGAAACGGGGCACCAAUGAAAUUGUGGCCAUUAAGAUCUUAAAGAACCACCCUUCCUAUGCCCGGCAAGGUCAGAUUGAAGUGAGCAUCCUAGCCCGGCUGAGCACAGAGAGCGCGGAUGACUACAACUUUGUGCGGGCCUAUGAGUGCUUCCAACACAAGAAUCACACCUGCUUAGUCUUUGAGAUGUUGGAACAGAACCUCUAUGACUUUCUGAAACAGAACAAGUUUAGCCCCUUGCCCCUCAAGUACAUUCGCCCAGUCCUCCAGCAGGUAGCUACAGCCCUGAUGAAACUCAAAAGCCUGGGUCUUAUCCAUGCUGACCUCAAACCAGAAAACAUCAUGCUGGUAGAUCCAUCUAGACAGCCAUACCGAGUGAAGGUCAUUGACUUUGGUUCAGCAAGUCACGUCUCCAAAGCCGUCUGCUCUACCUACUUGCAAUCCAGAUACUACAGGGCCCCUGAGAUCAUCCUUGGUUUGCCAUUCUGUGAGGCUAUUGACAUGUGGUCCCUUGGUUGUGUCAUUGCUGAGCUGUUCCUGGGCUGGCCGUUAUAUCCAGGAGCUUCCGAAUAUGAUCAGAUUCGGUAUAUUUCACAAACACAGGGUUUGCCAGCGGAAUAUUUAUUAAGUGCAGGGACAAAGACAACUAGGUUUUUCAACCGUGACACCGACUCUCCAUAUCCUUUAUGGAGGCUAAAGACACCAGAUGACCAUGAAGCUGAGACGGGGAUUAAGUCAAAAGAAGCAAGAAAGUACAUUUUUAACUGUUUGGAUGAUAUGGCCCAGGUGAACAUGACAACAGAUUUGGAAGGGAGUGACAUGUUGGUAGAGAAGGCAGACCGACGGGAAUUCAUUGACCUAUUAAAGAAGAUGCUGACCAUAGAUGCUGAUAAGAGGAUCACUCCCAUCGAAACUCUGAACCACCCCUUUGUCACAAUGACACACCUGCUCGACUUUCCCCAUAGUACACAUGUCAAAUCUUGUUUCCAAAACAUGGAGAUUUGCAAGCGCCGGGUGAAUAUGUAUGACACAGUGAACCAGAGCAAAACACCAUUCAUCACGCACGUGGCCCCCAGCACAUCCACCAACUUGACUAUGACCUUUAACAACCAGCUGACCACUGUCCACAACCAGGCUCCCACCUCCACCAGUGCCACUCUUUCCUUAGCCAAUCCCGAAGUCUCCAUACUAAACUACCAAUCUACACUCUACCAGCCCUCAGCGGCAUCCAUGGCCGCAGUGGCCCAGCGGAGCAUGCCCCUGCAGACGGGAACAGCCCAGAUUUGUGCCCGGCCAGACCCCUUCCAGCAAGCUCUCAUCGUGUGUCCCCCUGGCUUCCAAGGCCUGCAGGCCUCUCCCUCCAAGCAUGCCGGCUACUCAGUGCGGAUGGAAAAUGCUGUUCCCAUCGUCACUCAAGCUCCAGGAGCUCAGCCUCUUCAGAUUCAACCAGGUCUGCUUGCUCAGCAGGCCUGGCCAGGUGGGGCCCAACAGAUCCUGCUUCCUCCAGCCUGGCAGCAGCUGACUGGCGUGGCCACCCACACGUCCGUGCAGCAUGCAGCUGUGAUUCCUGAGACCAUGGCAGGCACUCAGCCACUGGCCGACUGGAGGAAUACACAUGCUCAUGGAAGCCAUUACAAUCCCAUCAUGCAGCAACCUACACUCUUGACUGGACAUGUGACCCUUCCAGCAGCCCAGCCCUUAAAUGUGGGUGUAGCUCAUGUGAUGAGGCAACAACCAACCAGCACCACCUCCUCCAGGAAGAGUAAGCAGCACCAGUCAUCCGUGAGAAAUGUCUCCACCUGUGAGGUGACCUCUUCACAAGCUACCAGCUCCCCUCAGCGAUCCAAGCGUGUCAAGGAGAACACUCCCCCACGGUGUGCCAUGGUGCACAACAGCCCAGCCUGCAGCACCUCAGUCACCUGUGGGUGGGGUGAUGUGGCCUCCAGCACCACAAGGGAGCGACAGCGACAGACGAUUGUCAUCCCUGACACCCCCAGCCCCACCGUCAGUGUCAUCACCAUCAGCAGCGACACAGAUGAGGAGGAAGAGCAGAAACACGCCCCCACCAGCACGGUCUCCAAGCAGAGGAAAAAUGUCAUCAGCUGUGUCACAGUCCAUGAUUCUCCCUACUCUGACUCCUCCAGCAACACCAGCCCCUACUCGGUGCAGCAGCGCACAGGGCACAAUGGCACCAACACCUUGGACACUAAGGGGGGCCUGGAGAAGCACUGCACCGGCAACCCCCGCACCAUCAUCGUACCCCCACUGAAGACCCAGGCCAGUGAAGUGUUGGUAGACUGUGACAGCCUAGGGCCAGCGGUCAGCACCAGUCACCAUUCAUCCUCCUUCAAGUCCAAGUCCUCCAGCACCGUGACCUCCACUAGUGGCCACUCUUCAGGGAGCUCAUCAGGAGCCAUCGCCUACCGGCAGCAGCGACCAGGCCCCCAUUUCCAGCAGCAGCAACCCCUCAAUCUCAGCCAGGCUCAGCAGCACAUGGCUACAGACCGCACUGGGAGUCACCGUCGGCAGCAGGCCUACAUCACUCCGACUAUGGCCCAGGCUCCAUACACCUUCCCGCACAACAGCCCCAGCCAUGGCACUGUACACCCCCACCUGGCUGCAGCUGCCCAUCUCCCCACCCAGCCUCACCUCUACACCUAUACCGCGCCCACAGCCCUAGGCUCCACCGGCACCGUAGCCCACCUGGUGGCCUCCCAAGGUUCAGCACGCCACACUGUGCAGCACACUGCCUAUCCGGCCGGCAUCGUCCACCAAGUCCCCGUGAGCAUGGGGCCCCGGGUCCUACCCUCACCCACCAUCCACCCCAGUCAGUAUCCAGCCCAGUUUGCCCAUCAGACCUACAUCAGCGCCUCGCCAGCCUCCACCGUCUACACUGGAUACCCACUGAGUCCUGCCAAGGUCAACCAAUACCCUUACAUAUAAACACUGGAGGGACCCGCAGGGAGGGGGUGGAGGAGCUCCCAACAGACCUGGGGAGCUGGGGUUUUAUACUGCAGGUGCCGCACACAAACAAUGCAAAUGGGGCAGGGAGGGGGGACAGUUGGGACAGAAGUGAAACUUGAACUAGGAAGUGGGAGGACUUAGAGCAGAGAAGAGAACCUUUUAAAAGGAAGGGAUUAAGGAGUGGGAAAUCUAUGCUUUUUAUUUUAAAAAAGAAAAAGGAAAAAAGAAAAAGAAAAAUGUUAGUAACAAAAGAGUAAAAAAGAAAAAACUCAGCUCACAAACCCAUUCUGCACCAAACUGGAAAGGAAAAGAAGAGCUACAGGAAGAUUCUGGAAGCAAGGGGCCCCAGUUUUUGAAGAACUUUAUGAACUUUUUAAAGAUUAUUUUCAUAUGGCAGCAAGUGACAUUGAAGAAUUUGCUGUCAAGGAGACCUGAAAUGGAAAUCCAAUAGAUUUUUAAUUAAUUGAACAUGAAAAUUAGGGAUUUUUCCAGAACUCCAAAAGGGUCAGCACCCCUUUCAAGUAUCAGGCCGUGGCCUGAGGAGGCUCAUAUUUGGGGUUGGUCUGGGGUUGGCAAAGUCCAGUUCUGGCUCGUUCGUCAGGAACAGUGGGGUCAGCCAGACUGAUGGAAGACCCUCAGUAGAGGGGCAGGUUUCCUCUUUUGGGGUAUUCUGGAUAAAUCUCUAAGCAAUGUUAUUCCUCAGAUAUCAUAAUAAUGUGUGUUGCAGUCUUUAAUUUUUUUUUCUUUUCUGUGAUUUUUUCUUUUUAUCUCGAAUCAACCCCUAGUCGUGUAGCAUAGGGCAAGGUCGUCACGGACACCCUAGUAGAAUGUAGCACUCUGCGCCCUCGUUUCCUACCUUGUGUUCAACUCCAGUGAUACCAAUAGACUAUUCCUCAAUAUAAUUGCACAAAACAAGUGAUCUAGCAUAGGCAGGAGCCAAUGUGGUGGUCUAGGUGAACGAGUGAGUGUGCGUGAGCACGUGUGGGUGUGAGCGGGGCUGCCACCCUCCCCGUGUGUCCCUUGGCACCGCCGUCACAGCCCUUGCAGUCUUGAUUUUACAUCAUUCCCUCCUAGUGCCUUAACGACCGACAGACAGACAGACACGGUGAAGGGUUACUUCCACUGGUACUCCAAGAACUGGCUGGGGCAGGUCAGAUAUGUUCUCAGCUCUUUUGUUAAGCUGUUAAAAGAGUAUUUUACUUGGGUCUUUUUGAUUUUGUAUUGUUUUAAUGUCACGUGGAUUGUCUUUCCUGGGCUCAUUGUGAGCAGAAGGAUUUCAAAGAAGCUUGUAUAACUAAAAGCGGGGAGGCGUGGAUCUCAGGAGAGAUGUAAGAGCCAGGUGGGGGACACUGGCGACAGCUGUUCUUGUGCUGAGUUUUCCUCUGAGGGCAGAGGUCCAGAGAGACUCCCCACCCUGCCCUAGCUGUGCCACACAUGACGGGAGGGGGUCUUAAGGAUGUUGGCUUCGCCAGGCAGCUGCCUCAGCCUCCAGACCCACCACCCGCUUCCUGGAGCCAUCUGGGGAGAGGCAGGAGACCUGUUCCCAUUUCUGCAUCCCUCCCCAGUCCCUCCCUCCCACAGAAGCCUGGUAGUCUCAGAUAUACCUGCGUAUCUCUCCACCAGCUCCAGGGACUGCGGUCGGGCUCCCCUGCAGACCGCCACUGCUACAUUUGCUGUUGCUUCUUUCCUGAAAUGAACCUAGGUCUCCCAGUCCACUUGGACCUCUGCCUUUGAGAGAUGCGCAGGCAGAGGGGCUGGAGGGACAUUUGGGAAAACACUCCCAUGGACAAUUAAGCCUCAAAGAAAUCUGCCCUUCACCCUCUGCAUUCUGGAUGUUUUCUCCGGCUUUGAACAGUGAGGUGGGUAGGAAUUUUCUGCUCCUACUGGGAAACUGAAGCCAUGGAGGUUGGAGACAGUCAGGUCCAGGAUGGGACAUAGUAGCAUGGUAUGGAUUGUUUGAGCCUGGUGUGAGUCCUAGCUAGCCCCUAAUCCACAUCUUCAGGUAGAAGGUUUGUGGUCAGCAGUCCAGCCUUCCCAGUAUCCUCCCUGUCUUCCCUCUGCAGGCCCUGAGCAAUCUACUGUGAAAGACUUUCCUCAUGAGACCUGCCUUCCUUCAGUAACGAAGCUUACUUAGCUUUUAGCUGUGAAAAACUCUGGAAACCUCCCCACCCAUCAAUUCUUAUAAGGUCCCCCAACUGGAUAUGUCUUAGUGCACCUUUGCCCAAAAGGAAGAGAUGCUGGAGCCUGGCGAGGCCUGACCCACUCCAGCCAAGGCCUAGCGGGAAGCACAGUGAAUGGAACAGGCCUGCAGGAGGACGCUGCAUCCUUGUCCUAGUCAGAACCAUUUUAGCCCAAGCCUGGCUUUAGCUGAAAGUGAGACAACAGGAAAAGUCAGUUCAAGGUGGGGUGGGCAUCAAAGCCUUUGGAGAACCCCUGAGCCAGAGGCUCCUAGAGCCUCACCAGCGUGGAAACCCAUCUGUCACGGAGCUUCCAGCAGUCAGAUGGCAGCAGUUUCCCAUGGGGCCUUCUCGUACUAGACUUGUCCCUCCAUCUUUUCUUGUCCGCUGACACUGAAGCUCUUCCACCCGUUCUGUCCUUUCCCCUUCUCCUUCCAGACCAACCAUGAAUGUUCCCUGUUGCUCAUAAGUUAGUCUUACCGUACUGACUAUUGUGUUAUUGCCACUGUAAUUAUGAUCAUUAUCACCUUGUUGCUAUUUUAGUCAGGGUGUGAAGUACACAUUUAUUCCAAGUAUCCUUGUGUUUUCUUUGUAAUAUGUAAAUUUGUUUUAUUAUAGCUGUGAGUAUAUGAGUAGACAGGAGGGACAUACAGAUGUCCAGUCUUGUCCGAGGGAAUGGAGACAAAAGGAAAGAAGGCUCAGGAAUUAGGAAAAAUUGUUCCUCUCAUCUCUGUCCCAUAGAGAGCUGCAAAGAAGGCUACUGCAAAGCAGAGACUCGGAUACUGGGUCCUUCUCACAUGGCCCAGCUGGGUACUCAACCGCUGGUGGUACAAUGUCUUUUGGACCUUUGGCAGUUUCUCCCACGUUCUCUCUGCUUCCCUCCGCGUCUGAACUACUGACCAGAUCUUAGCCUGCCUCACAUCUGACGGUCAGCUCCAAAGGCCCCUCUCUAAGCUGCCCCGACCUUUCCUUACCUUCAGUUUUCCCGUCACUCAGCUCAGCUCUUUCAGUGCAGAGACAGUGGUCCCACCCAGAAGCCACUAGGUGCAGUGAAGGUCAUGGGCAGCCAGUGCCUCCUUGUGAGAUAUUUCUGCCUCACUCUGUCCUGCUCAAUUGCCACCCUUCCUGUUUCCCUAGUCUGCUUCUUUCCAGACAUCUUCCCAGCUCACUGUUCUAGGGAGCGAAGUCAAGGAAUGAGACAUAAGAGAGCCCCAUGCAGACAGAGCAGCAGCUGCUCAGAUGCUGCAGGACUCCUAAAUCACUGGCAAGUGAAGGGCACAGUGGGACUUGUAGCCACCUCCUUCCCGGGCUCUAGCUGUGCCCUUCAGUGUGUGCAUUGUGGUGAUGGGUGUGUGUGCAUUACCCACUGUCACUCAGAACAAGCAGGCCCCCGGUGAAGGAAGUUCCCCGAACAGAAGAUAGCCACUCGGCAAACCUCCAUUCCACUCCCGCGCCUCCCCUGAUCUCAAGUCCAUGUACAGAAGUCACACGAGACCCCAGCCAGUCAGCACCCUCACCUAAGUUCCCGAGGUGCUCAGCACCUCAUCCCUUUGCAAAGAUGGAAGAAAGGCUGCUGUCCUUGGUACUGCGUACGCUCUCAGUGGGAGGGGGCCACUUAGUCCUUAGUAGACCAUGUGUCUCUGGGCCUUCUCUAGUGAAGAAACGCUGCUCAGCUUGAGGAAGAUGAGAAGGAGACAGGUCUGUGGCACCUCGUGACCCUCAGGUCAGCAGACUCUGCUGCUCGCUGGGUUCUUACUGACCAUCUGGGCCUUGGCACACAGGCCUGUGUGUCAGUAUGUCGGAGUGAUGUUUUAGGAAAGCAGAUGAGCAGGCCAGUGGGUAGGCAAGGCUGGUGUUCAUGUCAGUUAACCCUGUGAAGUGGAUGUGGUUGGUGUGGUUCAGAGGAAAAGGGGGGGGGGCAGUGUCAAGUUUCUCUCCUUCCUGGUGGCAAGGUUGUUUUCCACUAUAAAAGCCAACUUGGCUUUGUUCUGUUUGCUUCUAAGGAUUGAAGCUGACCAACCAUUGCAUGGAGCAGGUCAGGAAAGGAGGUCAGCACCGCCGAUAGGACCUCCCUAGACCAGCUCUUAGGAGAUGCAGACACUUUUGAACGGUGUGGCAGGGGAGUGCGUUGGCUGACUGUAGUGAGUGGAAUUAAUGUUGAGGAGGCUUAAGGAAGUACUCCUGGUGGUUCAUGGUAGUAAGGGUGAUUGGGUCCUUACUCCGUCCCUCCCUCCCCCAGGUUCUCAUCAUCUGGCUGAGGGCAGAGUAGGAUGUGUGCAUGGCUCUUGCUGGCCUGUCAAGUAGCUGCUAGGACAGAAAACAGAAGAAAAUUUCUUGGUGCCCUCAGCUAGCAGAGAGAGUUCCGUGAGAGGUAAUGUCUCCUUCAUAGCCCAGCCCGAGACCACACAACCCCCAGCCAGCCAUUGGACCACAGCUCAUUGCCCCAGAGUCUCCCAGGCUUCUCUCCUCAUUCCUGUUUCCCCUCUUAUGUGCUUUACAGGUUUUCGGUGGGGGGCCUCAAAAUUAAGCAGGCCAGAGAUGCCCUUACCAAAUUAGAGAGGAAAGUAAAACUGUCCCUUUCUUUAGCCAAAGACACCUUUACAAGCGGACAAAUGUCAUCCCCUGUUCCCUUGGGCAACACUGGCUUCAGUGAUGCAAUUCCAUUUAUUCCCCUCCCUAUCCUGCCUCCUUUUUUUUUUUUUUUAAUCUCACUGCAUUUAUUUUAAAACCACUCAUCUUUAAAGAGGAGUGGAGUCUGGUCCUAAGUGCUGCUGUUCCUAGGUAACUGAGGCCCCUACAGUGUUCAUUUGUGUUUAAUUGAUCUCAUGCUUCUGUGGGGAGCUAGCAAACAAGCAAGCAACCCUUCCCUGGUGACCCACGCUGCCUCUCGGGCUCUGGAUGCACAGGACCGGCUUGAGAUGGCAGCAUCUGUCCACCUGCCCGGUCUCAACAAGCAGUACUUAGUCAAAUCCAUCAAGCCACUGAAGAACCAAAGAUGGCGAAAUGAGGCAUACAUAAUUGCAAAAACAACCUCAUGAACACUUUGGCACUAUGGCUCUCUGUAGUGACCAACUGAAGAGAGGUUUCCCGGGUCUUCUGGCUCAGAGUUGCCAGAAAAGAGAGCCUGAGGCUCCUUGUCACAGACCCUUCCCCAAUCCUUUCAGGGUCCCACAUCCCAGACCUGUGCAGGAGAGCACUGCACAGAUGACCUCCUGAUGCACACCUUGUAUGAGGACUCACCAACGGUUAUUGAGUGUUCACAGUAUGCCAAGGCCUUGCUGAGCAUCCUCUCACAGACCCAUCACGACCACCCACCCCUGGCAAGAAGUCAAUACCCCUGUUUGACAGAUGGAAGAGCUGUCCCUCUGAGAAACUGGAAUGUGUGAAAGGAAAAGCAUGCUACAUUUCCGAAUCCCCAAGUUUUUAAACCUAUUUUUUUGUUAAUCAGGACUUUACUGAUGUAAAAUUUGUUUCCCCGUUUAACUAACUACAGUGACAGCCUAUCUCUAAUGGGUCAUUCAAUGACGCUCCCAUUCCCUGAGUGCCAAACAGGCUAAGAAUUGCUCAGUGAGCCCCGUGACACCAGCCACGUCAGUCCCUGUACAGAUGAGGCACCUGGCUUAAAGCGCCCGUAAGCUGCCCAGGCCACCCAGCUGGUGAGAAGGAACGGGCUUGACCUUCUAUCUGCUUGGCUCUAGAACUAGCUCACAGACCCAGCCUCAGCUGCCUCCCUGUGUACAGCGAGGACAGUCCUUUGCUGAAUGUCACGCUCUGUCUUCCCUAUGCUGCUGCGGGCUCAGCGUGUCUGUGCAAAGAGAGUUCCUGGAUGGGAUGCAGGUAGAAGAGGAGGAGUUUGACUUUAAGAACAGUCGGGGAGUUUCUCUGGAUUCCUAGAGUUCCUUUCUGGUUUCUUUCCAGCAACUAGCUUUAGUCACGCUGCUACAGCUCCUGUCAGACUGAAGGGAAAGUGUUCUUUUCUUUUAUAAAAAUAAAUAAAUAAGAUGAUUUUUCUUGCUUAUAGUUAAUCCUAGAAAGGCAAUACUAAAAGUAUAUAUUUUUUUCCAAAAUGCUAUUUUUUACUGUACUUGAUAAAUACCUUGGCAGCUCUGAUCUCUGUAGCAGACCCUCUUUUCAGCUCUGGGCAGAACCAGGGGCCAGGUUCACACCAAAUUUGUAAAUACCAUCUUGGUCUGUGUCCAGGAACUUUUUUUUUCUAUGAAGAAACAAACAAAAACAAAAAUAAAGAAAAACAAAAAAAGAGGAGGAAGGGGAGCAUGAAGGCAAGCUGGGAAGAGGAACAAAAUCACAUUUUCUUGCAAGAGAGACCUUCUCAAAGAGAUGGACAGAGCAUGACAGAGCAAAGCAACCAAGCCAGGAAGUGAGAAAGAGGCGCCUCAGACUGCCAUGCCAUUGGGAGCAUUACCGGCACAGUUUAGUUCCCUUGAGAGGUAACAAAAACCUGGAAAUGCUCUAGGACUAGAUUUCCAUUCCUUAAAGACUCUCACCAUGCACUGUAUCUGCUCAGUUGUUUCCGUUGGGCUUCUUUUCUCUUUUCUUUAAAAAUGUCUUUACUGACUGUCUCCAGGCUUGUUUGCCUAAGUUCUUAGGUCGUUUACACAAGUUCUAAAUUCUUCUAGAACUUUAACUUCAUUGGAAGUGAACCCAGCUAGCGCAGCUCUGAGGUCCUGGUUGGUGUCAGUGGUGUUCUGGGCCUCUGGCAGAGCACCUCGCAACGUUCUCAGAUGGUUUAGAUUCGUUACCUUACGCAAACUGUGACCCAAUGGCAAUAAUUACCUCAAAUAUGGGCAUUCGUCCUGGUUUUAGCCUUUUCUGAAAUCAUGUAGCCAGCUUGACCUUGUCAUUCAAAAGACUAUGAAUUCGCGGUGGGCUGAAAGUAAGGAUGAACGCAUACCCUGGUCACUGUUGCCGAAGUGAGUCCUGAGAAUAGCUCGCCCUUCCACCAGAAGAGAUGGCCUUGUGUCGUGAUCAGUGUGGUGUCAAGGCUGUGUGGAGCGUGUUCUCACCAUGUAACAUGCCCUUUGCGCUCUCCGGUAUCAAGUAGACUUCACAGUUAACUGUGCAUACUCAAGCAUACUUCUGGCUACCUUUUAUAGUUAACGUGCUCUAUAGUUUACAUUUAACCUGGUACUUCUUAAAAGAAAAUUGUUCCUAACUGCCAUUUUCAACCACAGCGAUUGAUUGACUCUUCCACCAGAAGCUGUGUCUCCCCAGGCAGGCAUGUUCCGCUUAUAUUGCUUGUAGCCCAAUAUGCGCGUUUCCUUUAUUGUUGCUCUCCAGGGACCCUGAGAGAAUGAGAGGAAGUCUAGAGGGAAUGGGAAGGGGUAAGGCCUGAGCCUGGGCCAGAUGCCGGGUCCUGUGCCAUGAGUAUCGGUACUUGUGGUCGAGGCCUUGACAGCAUGGAGGGGCGGUGAGAAGUGAUCCCUGCUCCAGCAACUUUGUCUUGGCUUGAAUGCUUCCUUCAUGACCAGAGCCCUCACCUGGCAGUAGGUGGUGCUGGUUCUCAGCAGCUCUGAAGGUAUGGUUGCUGUUUCUGGGUCCCCAGUGACCCUCUAGAGGUCAGCAUUUUGAGAGGGAGAACCAUACCCUUAUGCCGUCUUCACUGGCCGGGUUUUCACAUAUCACUACUGUCUUAGUCAUUUUUCUUUAAAAACAAAACCCAUGUAAAAUGAUGUGUACUUUAAUUUACCCAUUGUCCAGCUACGCUGUGAAACCUAGUUCAGAGGCCUCUGCUGAUGGACAUAGGUGCUUCUGAGCCGAAGGAGCUGGGGUGGACGAAGGGUGGCCCAUGGCGCUGGGUCCAUGGAGGGGAUUUACAGUGAAACAGGCCUCAGAGCCAAGUGUGGGCUCCACUGGUAAGCAGGAGAAGACAGGAAAUACCAGUUUUCCUGAUCGUCUUGUUGGGUUUGGGGGUGUUUUAUUUUUGUCUUGUGUUUUGUCUUUAAGACAGGGUCUCGCCAUAUAGCCCUGGCUGGUCUGGAACUCACUAUGUGGACUGGGUUUUAUUAUUUUUUUUUCCUGUGCUACCACUGAACUGUGGAGGACCCAUGGUGAUCAAUGUGUGAUGUGAUUGUUCCUCCACAGACCCCUUGAGAGCUGCAGCACGAGGCUCAGGGCUGCUCACCUCUGCUUGCUCUGCCCCUGCGGCCAGUGCUGAGGGCGUGCGCCUGUGGUCUCUGAGAAUGAAUGUCCUGUACGAUGCUCCUCACCUCACCCUCCUUAGUCAUACUCUGAGGUCCUGGUGUGCGUGCGUGCGUGCGUGUGUGUGUGUGUGUGUGUGUGUGUGUGUGUGUUCCUUUGCACUAAUAAACCAAAUGAAUUUUGUGUCAUUGUCUUUGGAGCUAACCCAUGUUUUUAAAAAUGAGAGGUAUAGAAAUGGGCUUUUCAUUGUUAUUUGAAAAGUUUAAAUUUACUGUAUCUACAGAAGGGCUCUGCUGUCGCUCUUUUUAGUUUCCUCUCAACCAACUUCCAAAAAUGGAUCUCCCCUGCCCCUCCCCCUUGCAUUGGCUCCUUGCUUCUGUUACCACCUCUGCCCCCGCUGUCAGCACAGACCUCAGGACUUCCGGGAAGCUCCAGUCAACUAGAAGACUUGCUUAGCCUUGAGAGCCUGCUCCUGCCUCCCUGGCUCCCUGCUGGGCUGACGGACUGUGGAUUUGCUAUUGAUGUGUCAGUGCUUUGGCUCAGGUUAGGAGGAAGGACAUAGGAAGUUGAACGUGACUUGACCGUGCUGUCCUCUAGCUUCCGGUGACUCUGAGCGAGAAGAAUACACACACACCCUUCAAAGCAGAGGCCCUGUUCACGCUGCCUCCAAGUCGGCUAGCUCCCUGCCCUUCCACAUCCCUCUGUCUUGUGUACUGCCCAUUUGAGACUGGCUUUCUUCCAUGGGUUACCCAGGGCACAAUCAUUUCUAGCCCCAAAAGCACCCUUCACCCUUUGUGUGUGUGUGUGUGUUUUUAACCAAAUGAAGUUGACAAGAAAGGCGUAUGUUGGGGCUGCAGGAUUCCUAGUGUAGUAGAAGCACUGUAUAGAUAGAGAUGUUGAUAUAUAUGUUUGUGUAUAUAUAUAUCAAGCCAAAUUUUCUGAUAGGAAACGUAUAGCUUUAUGGAUGAGAAGGAAGAGGAGCCCUUUAGAGGUUGGAGAGCACUGAUGUGUCCAAUGAGCAAGGUGCAUCCUGUUCCUUCACUCGCAGCUAAGGCCCCAGCACCCAGCCCUCACCGUCCACCUCACCUCAGCAGAGCUGGGAGACUGUGAGGGUUCUGCUGCUCUGCGGGUCUCCAGCAGCGAAGGCUUGGGAGAGGGAGGGACACAGACCAGCAUGACUGGGCUUUCCCACCCAUUUUGCUCUGACCGCAUGCAUUCAGCUACAGCCUAAUAUUAUCUCACAUUUCAAAAGAAAAAUGGCACCGUGAAGAUGGCGGGCGAGAGAGCUCGGUAGCAAUGCUUACCUUUCAGCUGUCUGUGGGUUCAGGACGCUCUGGGCAGGAAGACACACUCCCUGGGACUAAAACGGAGAAGAGGGGACCUGUCAAUGCCCAUUCCCCAGUCCAAGGAAGGAGGCUCCCUCCCCCAGGUCAUCUCACCUAGAUAUUUCUCUAGCAGGUCAUCUCAGCCCAGUCUUGACAACCCCUUGAAAGCCCUGGCCAGCGUGUCCCUUCACUGUAUGGUUUCUGUAAUAAAGUGUUAAUCCAUGUUAAUCUGUGUGGGAACUAUUGCGUGCAACAGUAUUUUCUCGUGUACCUCUUUUUCCUCUGUGGUGUGUCUCUCUUUUUAUUUAUAAUGUCUACUUUUGUUUAAAAGGACAAACCAGUGUGUCGUAGACCUCUCUGUAACCUGUUCCUUAGUCUCAUUAUAGGUAUGUUAUAAGGGUGGAUAUUUUACUUGGCUUUAGAAUGUUUUUCAAGAAAACUAAUUCUUAACUGAUGAAGUUGUCGCUACUAAAAUGCUCGUUUUCAUCAUGAUGUCGUGCGCUUCUAAAUUAAUCAUCAUUUUCGUUGUAGAAAAAUGGAGUGAAUUUAUAUUAGUCUUGGAAACUAAUAAUAGCAUUGUAAAUUUAUGAGAUGAUUUUAACAGAAAAAUUAUAGAAGAAUAUAGUUAUUUUAAUUGUAAUAUUACUAACUGUAGGGUGAGGAAGGGGGGGUCCUGUUGUGGUGAACUCUGUUAUAGCUUGUUACUCAGUUUCUUUUUGAUCAUUUUUUCGGUCUCUGAGGUGAAGCGAGUUAUUAAUGGAAUCUGUACACUCACAUAUGCAUAUUGUAUAUGUGUAGAGAUGUGGUCACACUGUCUUGGAAUUACAUUAAACUGUUUGGAAUCACUGUA